AUGGACGAAUCCAUGGCAGUCACAGCCACUCGCACUCCGCGUUGGCAAGCCGUCGGGAAACGAGUGGUGAUGCUGCUUCUUCACCAGUGGUUGCUAAUCGGAAUGGGCGUCGCCUGCGUAUUGGCCUACUUUUUCCCCAAUGUCGCCAAACACGGUGGCAUCAUCAAGUCCGAAUACUCAGUCAUGUACGGUGUCAUCGCCAUCAUCUUUCUCGUUAGUGGCUUGAGUAUUCCCCGCCAGAAACUCUUCAUGCAACUCUUGAAUUGGCGGCUUCAUCUUAUCGUACAGAUCAUCUCGUUCCUAUUUAUCCCCGCUUUAGUCUUGGCUGUCGUUCACAUCAUUCUCGCCAGUGACCCUGGUGGCCGCAUCGAUCGUGCUGUGCUGGCUGGGUAUAUCUUCACCGCGUGUAUUCCCACGACAAUUGCCUCGAAUGUGGUGAUGACAAGGGCCGCCGGUGGUGAUGAUGCUGCGGCCCUUGUGGAGGUACUGCUGGCUAAUAUCUUGGGUCCAUUUGUUACGGCUGCUUGGACAGUGACCCUUAUUCCGAAAACCGCGGAGUUCGAUGUUUGGAGGUUCGGAGGCGGGAGUUUGGGAAGCAUGUACAAGGACGUCUUCCAGCAGCUCGGCCUGAGUGUUCUACUGCCUUUAUUUGUUGGACAACUGGUGCGCUGGACCUGGCCGGAUCAAACGAACUUCGUGAUACAAAAGACCAAAUUGCCCAAGCUGGCGAGCGCUUGUAUGUUAUUGUUGAUCUGGACUACAUUCUCUUCAUGUUUUGCUACAGGCGCUCUUCAGAGCCUCUCAGUACAAAGCGUGAUAUUCGUGGUCUUCUUCAAUAUUGGACUAUACAUUGCCCUCACUGCGGUAUGCUUCUUUACCUCGCGGCCGCCGAAGUUACUCUCCUCGCUAGGCUGGUCCAUUCCCAUGCUCAACCCGAUGACCCCAGAAGAGACGAUCGCUGUAUGCUUCUGCGGCCCUGCGAAGAGCACUGCACUUGGAAUUCCACUCUUAUACGCUAUGUGGGCCCCCGUUGAUCUAUACACCAAAGCGAAGACAUCCGUUCCAGUAUUGCUAUACACCACUGAGCAGAUCUGCGUGGCCCACUUCUUUGUUCAACUCUUUCGACGGUGGCAUGCUCGUAUUUCAGAGAAAGAGGAUAUUGAACAGGGUCAUCACAACGAGAUUGAACCGCAGAUGUCAGAGAUACCAGUAGAAAGCCACGGUAUCCUAGUUGGGAAUGGGCGGGGAACUAACUGA
Penicillium waksmanii is the source of this 1257-nucleotide messenger RNA. RefSeq lists its product as uncharacterized. The record is from RefSeq and is a predicted model, not a curated record. NCBI's taxonomy places the organism in Eukaryota, Fungi, Ascomycota, Eurotiomycetes, Eurotiales, Aspergillaceae. Gene Ontology annotation, cellular component: plasma membrane. The transcript is spliced from 2 exons. Bases 1 to 1257 code for a protein of 418 amino acids.